GCACACCAUUUGGCGCGACACUCGGCGAGUCACUCGGCGAACCCCCGUACCAUCGCGGCGUACGGACGACGAUUUUCUUGGUCGCGUGUGUCUCGAUCGUCCGAGUGGACAGUUAGUUCGGCGGGAACAGUUCAGUUGUUGGACCACAACCUGGAUCGGCCGAUCGCCCGUUCUCCGAUGUCAUCGGGCGGACCCGGCGAAUCAGUGGCUGCUUGCGGUGUACGGUGACCACCCUUUGAGCGCUGAUCGAUCGGCGGCACUUUGCGAAACGUGCAGGCUGUCGCGCGCAGACGACGCGAGGGCUAAUAUCAUGGGAAUCAGUGAUUGAUUUAGAUUACCGGAUAAACGUAAGAGACCGCGCGAGAUAAGGGAGAAAGAAGGCAAUCGACAAGUACUCACUCUCGAGAACAGUGACAGUCGCGCUCGCGAUCGUGGUAAGUGCUGGACGUGGUUCGUCGCCCGUGUCGUUCAGGCGUAGUGACAGUUGCCGCGUGUACACUUCCGGCCGGCCGACACCACCGUUGGGACUUUUCUCCCCGCGCCCCCUCCGGUCCGGAGGGGUCUUCGGGAAUUCCAGUGCGCGCGAGGAGACCGCAGCGUCAAGGCGGCCCGCGUGCGCCUUCCUCGCCUACUGCUCGAGCAACCGGUUAAGAUUUUUCGCUCACUACCGAACUAUGCGUGGUGCGAGAUGGUGUGUUCUCUGACCAGCGGCAAGGCCUGCGCCAGCGACAGCGGAGACCCGUGCCCGGACCCGCCAUCGCGUACCACGCCGGAGGGCGGUGGACUCGAGAUCGCCGAGAACAUGUCGUCGUCGCUCAGCGACGCGCACCGACGCAACAAUAACCACCACCUGGACCAGGGUGACCGUAGUUCGUCCGCGGGUUCCUCGCUGGGCUCCUGCUCGCCGCCGCCCGCCUCGAGCCACUCGCCGCCACCCCCGCGGCCACCUUGGCUGCACGACUUCCACGCAGCGGCCGCGCCCCACGUUCUACAGUUCCUCAAUCUGAGUGCUGCCGGCGGCGGCAUGCUCGGCAGCCAACCGUUGGCGGCACUUCACUCUAUGGCCGAAAGGAGUCAUCAUCAUCAGCAACAACAGCAGCAGCAGCAGCAGCAGCAGCAGCAACAGCAGCAGCAACAACAUCAGCAGCAGCAGCAGCAACAACAGCAGCAGCAGCAGCAGCAGUCGCAUCAGCAACAGCACCAUCCGUCGCAUCAGCAACAACAGGGUGGCAUCCAGCUAUCACGCAUCACCGUGCCGCUCUCCACCAUCACGCAAGGCCAAUCGUCGCCCACCGGCAGCGGCAAACACAGCCCGGCCUCCAUCACGUCCGUCGGCAGCAACCCCCACGGCAUCGAUACGAUACUCUCGAGACCGACGGCAACGGUCCAUCCCCAGGCGCCGUCGCACGCGGGUCUACCACCGGCACCGCAUCCCCAGCACAUGGCUGCGCCGCGGUAUGCUAUGCACGCCGGCUUCACGGCGUCCUCGGGUAUCGGGCAAUUUCAACAAAGAACGGAACCACGACACCCCGCUGUCUAUUGGCCGGGUCUUCAGGGACUAGUCAGCGAUCCUCUCGCAUGGCGAGCAAGAUUACACACACUGUCGCAACAGCUGGGCUGUCAGCAAGCGAUGACGGGCGCGGGCGGUGGUGCCGGGGAACACGACGGCGGUAAGAAGAAGCACACGAGGCCCACAUUUAGUGGACAGCAGAUCUUCGCCCUGGAGAAGACCUUCGAGCAGACCAAGUACCUAGCCGGUCCGGAACGUGCCAAACUGGCGUACGCUCUCGGAAUGUCGGAAUCUCAAGUCAAGGUAUGGUUCCAAAACCGGCGGACGAAGUGGCGGAAGAAGCACGCGGCCGAGAUGGCGACGGCGAAGCGGCGGCAGGAGGAGGUCGAGGGCGUCGUCGCCGAGGGUGAGGACGGUUGCAGCGACGCAGAGGCCGACGGCAGCAGCAGCGGCGGCGGUGGCGGCGGAGGUGGUGGAGGUGGCGGAGGUGGCGGUGGCGGCGAGACCGCCGCGAAAAGGCUGCGAAGGGAGCUCGAGCAGCAGUACAGGCAUUGAGAGCCGCUCGGCGGCGGCGGGGGUAGUCCGGGGGUAGCGCGGGGGUGCGAAAAAAGAGAAAAGAGGGACGCAGAGGAGAAGGAUAAGGCGUGGCUCGGGGGCGGCGCGUUCCGGAGGGUUUCUCGCGGCUUGUACGGGGUACAACGCGCGUGUCGGCUCGGAAAUGAUCGUGGAACGACUGAACGACGGCAAAGAGAGAGAAAGACGGAGAGAAAGAAUGGAAAUCCUACGUGGGUACGUGUAUGCGUACGUGUGGCCGCGUGUCUUCCUUCGUGAUUUAGCCGGACGCUUAACGCGGCAUCGCGAGUGACGUACGGGGUGUUCGGGAAGUCGCGUCAUGUCACGCUGGGUAGGUGGCGAUUCAAGAAUUCUAAUAGUCAGCGGAUUGACAAUUCCGAUGCGUCGAUUCUUGUUGAGUUACAAGAUUCGCAAAGGGGCAACAAAGAUUCACUUUCUGAGUUGUUAUAGUUUCGAGUAAUCUUUAAACAAAACUCUGCGAGUUUAAUUGUCAUUGUCAUUGCACCUGAUCUGUCUCGAAGGCAAAAAAGUCACCUUCCGAAAUUCUGUUCGAAAAUUUCUAGUUUACGUCAUCAGCGUAUCGAUACGUGGUAUCGAUGAAGCCUGAGAAUCAAGUAGACCCACGUUCGCGUACCGCGACCGAAUCGGAAUCGGCUUGGCACCACCUUGUUACCCUAAUUACGCGACGUUUCGCGUGGCGGGCAAAUAUAGCGCCGUCUGGAAUAACGUUAACACCUUACACGGGACACGACCAUCCCCAAAAUCUCCCGAUCGCGUGUGCAUAUUUAGUCGCUGCGAGAGCAUACGGAGGAAUCGAUAGGAAGGGUUUGCCAAGCUGCUUACGCGAUGGCAGAUUAGUCGCUGGGGCUUUGUUAUCCAUCCGACAAACAACGCACGGCAAAUAUGGCAAACAACGCACGCGACGCAACGUCAGCCCCGUCAAGAAGGUGUUAAUGGAUAACCAUAAAUCCAAGGGCUCGGCAAUCUGUACGUCGUUCUUGCUAGUCGACCAUCGCAUCGGGAAAGCGGCGCGGAACAGCGAUUCUCUCUCUCGGUUCGAUAAAUAAUUAUAUGUAAAUACACUUGAUCCGACAGGCUUUCGAAAAAUUAUUUCUUGCGUUAAGAUACGCGCUUGACCGCUCGUAUCGUCCCGCCGAAAAAUCUCUGCGUCGAGUACCAUGAAAUAACGCAACAAGAUUGCACCCCUUUGUUGUUACCGAUGAACAUGAAUAUCGCGAAUUGCUUCUGUUAGAGACGUCCAAAAGGAAGCAUAAUUAAUCUUUCUGUGAAAAGUGAGACAACGCGAAGACGACUGAAGACGCUUCCUCGCUUAUUAAAGUUGAAGUUCGUUAUGGAAUUAUUUCAUUAAUUUUUGUACAAUUGUAUGUAUCGUUUACGUGUGUACAUGUAUUUAUUUCUAUCUUUACCACGCGCGGGACUGCAUUUGUAAAGAAGAAUAUCUUAUAGCCUUGUUUCUCUGCGAGUUAUGGUGAAAAGUCAUGAAUCUACCAUAAGGAUAUCCGAGAGGUGAUCGCGCGUAAUCGUAUGCGUGAUCGGACACGAGGAAACGCGCGUCGAUAUCGGCGAAGUGUGGGAGCGAGUGCGAAAAGAGCAAGUGCAUUUUGUAUAUUAUGUAGAUAAACGAUAAACGUGAAUGUGAUAUCUAACGUAUUUAAUACGGCGUUCGGUCUAGGCGCGUAAGUGAGUAGAUAUCGUCUAUUGUAGAUUAAAAUAAAAACGCAAAGAGAGAGAGAGGGAGAGAGAGAGUGAGAGAGAAAGGGAGAAAGAGGAGAAUAUAGCAUUACAUAUACACACACACACAAAUAAAACGCACGUGGCGUGCGUCUAAACCCGUAACUCUGGCUCUGCUUUUUUUUAGCUGCACUUUCUUACAUUUUCUGCAUUUAAAAUGAGACAGGUGUAUAUUCGGGCCCUUGGAGGGGAUGGAAAAGGGAGGGCGAAAUACAGAAAGCGCAACUAAAAAGGACGAACCUCCUGUAUUCUCGCCGCAGGUUGCCGCUAAAUACGGUUGCCUGAUCCCGAGCUUUAUUCAUUCGAUACAAAGACGUUAUUUUAACGAAGCGUACUUGGAGCUUUAAUUCAUGGUGUACACCGUGGGAAGUGAAAAACUGAUACUUUCAUAAUCACAAAUCUCUUUUCCAAAUCUCUUGGUGAUACGUCGAAACACGCAAAGAUUUUUCUUUUAAUUUUUUAAAUUUCUUAAUUUAUUUUAAUCAAAUAUUAAAAUGCAGUCUCUCUACUGAAAUGAUAUACAUUUUGCAAAAUGUUUAAAGAACUUUACUUGAAUUUAUCUAUCGCUCAAAUUACAAAACAUUUUAUGAUUAAACCUAAGAAAAAAAGAUAACGUGUAAUCAUUAAUAUAUUUCAGUGUAAUUACUUCGACGUAAAGAUACAAGCGCUAGAAUUGCAGACUAUUUUUUCUAGUGAAACCUGCGGCGAGAAUACGAGCCGUGGACCUUGGUAGGCGUUCAAUCGCCGUGUUCAGAAAGAUUUCAGCAACGGGCAGGACCCUGCUUCCGAAAGGGCUGGUAAAAGUAACCGAGAGGUACACUUCUAAACACAGAAAGAAGGGAGAACAAUGCUGCUACAUGCGCGCUGUGCGAUUAAUCGAGCGUCCGCAUGCUAAGUCUCUUGUAAUGUCUAAUCGAGUAUCCGACACGACACAUUGCUGUACAGUAAACCUAGGUAAAUUGUUAAUUGAAGAGGUAGAGACAAUCUGUAUAAUAUAUUGUAUAAAUUAUACAUACGUGUUAUCUAUCGCUUGUGUAUUAUAUCUCCAAUUUAAUAAAUGGAACACGUAUUAUGGUAAUUGUAGAAUUAUAUUAUAUAUCUCG
Molecule: messenger RNA, 4938 nt
Organism: Ooceraea biroi (clonal raider ant)
Lineage: Eukaryota; Metazoa; Arthropoda; Insecta; Hymenoptera; Formicidae
Gene: HGTX
Product: HGTX homeodomain transcription factor
Biological process (GO): regulation of transcription by RNA polymerase II; cell differentiation
Cellular component (GO): nucleus
Molecular function (GO): DNA-binding transcription factor activity, RNA polymerase II-specific; RNA polymerase II cis-regulatory region sequence-specific DNA binding
Source: RefSeq, a predicted model, not a curated record